AUCCAGAAUCCGGAUGGUGCGUGGUGCUUUUGUGUCGAAAAUUACGAUUCGCCGUGGUUCGAUUUGCGAUUAGAUUUGGUCGCGAGCGCGCGCCCCCGAUGACGGCGACUCCUCGAUGAUGGGUACGAUGAUGGAAACGGAAUCGGUCAAAUCGGAACCGGCCAGCAAAAGCAGACGAUCGCACCGGAACGCACAGCAGCAACACCACAGCAGCGGUGGUGGCGGUGCCGGCGGAACACUGGGUUCCCACCGGACCGGCCGUCAUUCGCACCGGAGUAACAAUCAUUCGCGAAGCAAACGCCCGGACAUGGCCCCGUUCCAGACGAGCGUCAACAUUGGCGAGGACACGCGCGGUGAUGGGCAGGAGAUCAUCGAAGUGUCCAUAUUGCCGCAGGAUGAAACGUGGGGCGAUAACACGACGGCCAUCACCGGCAACACAUCCGAGCAGAGUAUCUCCAUGGAGGACGUCAGUUACUUCCAGAUGACCGAUGAUCGAGGGGUCGGAUUCGCCUGCCAGCGUUACCUCGAGCGUGGUCUCGCUGUGCUACUCUGUACGGUCGCAUUCAUCGGACCGCUCGUCAUGGUGAUCCUACCGAAAGCGGGUCUCUUCCCGACCGCCUUCGAGAAUCUGGAUCUCACACAAACGGAACGGCUCGCGCUGUUGGCCUGCAACGCGGAGUGCAAGGGUAUGCUGGUAUCGCUGGCCGCCCGGCUGCUGCUACUUGCGAUCGGUCUGUGGGCACUGUUUCUACGCCGACCGAUCGCCAUCAUGCCACGGAUCUUUCUGUUCCGUUCGUCCGCUCUUCUCCUCGUCCUGAUCGCUUCCUUCGCUUACUGGCUGUUCUACAUCGUGCAGAUCACCGAAGGAGCCCGUGCGAUCGUAUCCGGAUCCUCCGUCGUCGACUACCGGACGUUGGUGGCGUAUGCAACGAGUUACUGCGACACGUUGCUCUUCAUCCACUACGUAGCGGUGGUGCUACUCGAGAUCCGUCAUCUGCAGCCACUCUAUCACAUCAAAGUGAUCCGCAGUCCGGACGGAGAAUCGCACAGUUACAGCAUCGGUCAGCUAAGCAUCCAGCGGACGGCCGUUUGGGUGCUGCAGCGUUACUACACCGAGUUCAGCAUCUACAAUCCGUACCUGGAGCGGUUACCGGUGUCGAAAGCGCAACGGAAAGCGGCCGCCGUCUCUUCCUUCAAGUACUACGACGUCGAUGGAGCGACACCGGCCCAACAGCAGACACAAUCCCGUGCCGUCCUAGCGGCACAUGCCCGGCGACGUGAUUCGUCGCACAAUGAGCGGUUCUACGAGGAGCAUGAGUACGAGCGGCGUGUAAAGAAGCGCCGUGCGCGGCUCGUCACUGCCGCUGAGGAAGCGUUUACGCAUAUCAAGCGUAUGCAGGCGCAGGAUAUGGGCGGUGGUGGAUCACAGCAAGGCUCACAGCACGGUGGUGGAGGAGCUGCGGCACCGCCUGCCAUUCCGCUGGAUCCACAGGAAGCGGCCCAAGCCAUCUUCCCUUCGAUGGCGCGAGCUCUGCAAAAGUAUCUGCGAGUGACACGCCAGCAACCGCGCCAUACGGUCGAAUCGAUCCUGAAGCAUCUGGCGCACUGUCUCAAGCACGACAUGACACCGCGUGCCUUCCUCGAACCGUACCUGGUGGAGGCGCCGGUCCUGCAGAACGAUAAGGAGCGACGACAGAACCACAACUGGGCGUUGAUUUGCGAUGAGCUGUUAACGCGACCCCUCUCCGAUGGUUGCACCUUCCAGCUGAUCCAGAACGAUGUGUCGCUCACAGUGUCGAUCAACAGGAUCCCCCAUUUCACCGUCAGCGAAGAGGUGGUCGAUCCAAAGUCAAACAAGUUCGUGCUAAAGCUCAACUCCGAGACGAGCGUGUGACCGCGGUGUCGUCGAUCACGUCGACACGGUUGGGGUGUUGGUGCGGCUUCCGAACCGUACGAGCAGCGUGGCCAGGAGAGGACCGAGAUACUGGCGCAACUGAACCACCUUCUCGUCGCUGGAAGGCGCCGGAAUCGUAAAAUUCAGGAUCGUUUGGUUUGAGCGGCGCCUUUAUGGCAAAGUGUAUUAGGAUUUUUAAGAGACAAAAUCGCAUCCAGGGGAUUGAUGGUUGGCGGAUUGUAGUAUAGAGGAAGCGGCACAUUAGUCGCUUGAAAGUCACGACAGGAGAAGGGAACACAGACAGACAGACAGACAGACAGAGGGAGGGAGAUAAGGACAUUGAAAUGAUUCUUUAAUUGAUGGCAAAUCGGUCAUCAAAGUCGAGGCUGGUCGAAACCGAUCAUCACCGCUCUGAACACGAUCACCCUGGAGCUCUUCUCUGCCUCCCUCUCUCCCUUGCUCUCUCUCUAAUUCGCCAAAGACGGAAAUAGAAGAAGCACACGCACGAGCAGACUUGGUGGCCGAGGCCGGGGUGCUGCUGCUGCUUCCGCUCUAAACAAUCUCUCUCAUGACAUAUCGGAUGGAUGGAGGAAGGGUGGGGAGACCCUGGGUUUAAUGGUAUGUUUUGUUUUCGUCGGAUCUGGUCCCCGAGAUCUGGUCCCCGAAAUGAAGCAACAACAAACACGCAGACACUCAAACGGGCGCGCGCGCCAGCGCUGGACGCAGCAUGGCAUCUAACGAUCGACGCCAAAUGCCACCCAGGAGGCAGAUCGGUCCGAUCCCGGCCGUCCGCCGGAUUAAUUAUAAACCACUGGCGACGCCGGCGUUAUACGUUAAUGAAGACGACGAAGCCGGCACGGCACUGGGUGCCCCGGCAGGCGCGGCAACCGUUUAUGUUUUCUGCCAAAGAUUCAAUCUUUGAAUGCAUCCCUCGCUUCCCGAAUCAAUGUGUGUCCCCACCGGAAUCGAAGCUUCGACACCGUUUGGAAUCCUUUAAUUAUCGAAAGUCGAACAAAAAAGGGGGAGAGUGAACUGGGGAUGGGGAGAAUAAAAACAGGCAAAGAAUUGGGGUUCCUUUUUCCAGCGGGGAGUUGCGUAGUUUAUUCAGAUUUGAGUCCCCAUUUCGGACACCCGGCAAAGUCACCGAUCCGUGUCCCUCUUCGCCAUCCGCCGUCUUGUGAGGUUUCACGGUUGAUUGCCCGGCCAGGCCAGACCAGGCCACUUCUGUGUUUCUCACUACGUGUGCAACGUGUGGCCGUUUGUUCCCAUCGGUCGGUGAUCGGUGACGGAGUCUCCAGGUCGCCGGGAAUGCUAUCAAAUUCCUACUGUGCCCCCACGUGGAAUUGGGAAUCCCACG
Messenger RNA from Anopheles aquasalis, 3251 nucleotides. It is a transcript of the gene Vang, whose product is annotated as Strabismus domain-containing protein Vang. Lineage: Eukaryota; Metazoa; Arthropoda; Insecta; Diptera; Culicidae. The record is from RefSeq and is a predicted model, not a curated record. Gene Ontology annotation, cellular component: membrane. Gene Ontology annotation, biological process: multicellular organism development.